This is a messenger RNA of Ictalurus furcatus (blue catfish), 1583 nucleotides long. Its product is annotated as leukocyte elastase inhibitor-like. Bases 42 to 1436 code for a protein of 464 amino acids. The transcript is spliced from 8 exons. Gene Ontology annotation, biological process: negative regulation of endopeptidase activity. The record is from RefSeq and is a predicted model, not a curated record. Gene Ontology annotation, molecular function: serine-type endopeptidase inhibitor activity. NCBI's taxonomy places the organism in Eukaryota, Metazoa, Chordata, Actinopteri, Siluriformes, Ictaluridae.
UGCUAUUUCAAAAAAUAUAUUUCUCCUUCAGAUUUUGCAAAAUGGAGUCUCUUUCAGUGGCAAACACCAAUUUUGCACUUCACCUAUUCACCAAGAUCAAGGAAGACAACAAAACCGGGAACGUCUUCUACUCUCCUCUCAGCAUCUCUUCUGCGCUGGCCAUGGUGUCUCUCGGAGCUGCAGGCAACACAGCAACUCAGAUGUCUGAGGUCUUGUGCUUCAACAAACCAGUGAAGCCUAAGUCUGUUCAACCAGUAGCAGUCCAACAGGCACAGCAAUCUCAGAAGGUCCAGUUACCAUCGGCUUUACAAAAGGUUCUGCACCACAACAAAGCCAAGGACGACGUCCACGUCAGCUUCAACAAGCUGAUGGCUGAACUGAACAAAGCAGGAGCUCCAUAUGCCCUCAGCAUGGCCAAUAGACUUUAUGGGGAGCAGACCUACAAAUUUGUGGAGGUUCUGCACCACAACAAUGCCAAGGACGACGUCCACGUCAGCUUCAACAAGCUGAUGGCUGAACUGAACAAAGCAGGAGCUCCAUAUGCCCUCAGCAUAGCCAAUAGGCUUUAUGCAGAGCAGACCUACAAAUUUGUGGAGAAAUUUCUGAAGGAGACAAAAACACACUACCAUGCUGAGCUGGAAACUGUUGACUUUAAAGCAAAUGCAGAAUCUGCACGGGUCAAUAUUAAUAACUGGGUGGAGAAUCAAACAAAAGAAAAGAUCAAGAACUUGCUGCAAAAAGGAAUUGUUGAUAAUUCGACCAGACUUGUCUUGGUGAAUGCCAUCUACUUCAAGGGCAGCUGGGAGAACCAGUUUAAGGUCAGAGCAACAGAGGAGCUUCCUUUCAAGCUGAACAAGAAAGAAACUAAACCAGUGCAGAUGAUGAAUCAGGAGGCAGAGUUUCCCCCGGCCUUUAUUCCUGAUCUGUGGUGCAAGAUUCUUGAAAUGCCAUAUAAGGGCAAGGAGCUCAGCAUGCUAAUUAUGCUACCUGAUGAGAUUGAAGAUAACACUACUGGCCUUGAGAAGCUUGAGCACCAGCUCACUUAUGACAACUUCAUGGAGUGGACACGGCCUGAUAGGAUGGACACUGUGCAGGUGCAGGUGUCUUUGCCGCGAUUCAAACUGGAGGAAACCUAUGACAUGAAGGAGCUGCUCAUCAGCAUGGGCAUGGUAGAUGCCUUUGACAAGGGCAAGUGUGAUUUUUCACACAUGUCUCCUUGCGAUGACCUGGUGCUCUCCGAGGUGGUGCAUAAGUCUUUUGUAGAAGUGACUGAGGAAGGCACUGAAGCAGCUGCAGCCACUGCGACCGUCAUGGUGGGGUGUUGUCUCAGGCCUCCCCCCAAAGAGCGCUUUGUGGCAGACCACCCCUUCCUCUUUUUCAUUCAACACAAACCAACCCGAAGCAUUCUCUUUUGUGGACGUUACAGCGCUCCUUAAAUUGCCCGAUGCUCUGAAGUGCAAUUAUAACUCUAUGCAGUCAUUUGAUGUCAUAACUAAAUAAGUGUGCACUGACUAAACAUGUUUAGCUUAAAAUAUGCAAAUAUAUUUCCUGACAUAUUUCCAAUAAAGCACUUUGGCAAAAUA